Pararge aegeria (speckled wood butterfly) is the source of this 1351-nucleotide messenger RNA. RefSeq names its product eukaryotic translation initiation factor 3 subunit H (gene eIF3h). Gene Ontology annotation, molecular function: protein binding; translation initiation factor activity; metallopeptidase activity. The coding region runs from base 1 to 1014 and encodes 337 amino acids. The transcript has 5 exons. Gene Ontology annotation, cellular component: eukaryotic translation initiation factor 3 complex; eukaryotic 43S preinitiation complex; cytoplasm. The record is from RefSeq and is a predicted model, not a curated record. NCBI's taxonomy places the organism in Eukaryota, Metazoa, Arthropoda, Insecta, Lepidoptera, Nymphalidae.
AUGGCGAGUCGUGGAGGGACAUCUAGACGCGUUCCUGAAAAUGAAGGCGCGAUCACCUACGUUCAAUGUGAUGGCCUGGCGGUAAUGAAAAUAGUGAAGCAUUGCCAUGAAGAAUCAUGCAGCAAUAUGGAGGUAGCCCAAGGGGCUCUGCUGGGCCUCGUAGUGGAAAACCGCCUUGAGAUCACCAACUGCUUCCCAUUCCCCAAGCAUGAUGAGGCUAUGGAUGAAGAGGAGUAUCAGCUGGAUAUGAUGCGCCGGCUCCGAAGGGUCAACGUUGAUCAUUUUCAUGUUGGAUGGUAUCAGAGUGCAGAUGUGGGCAACUUCCUGAGCCAGUCUCUGCUUGAGUCACAAUAUCACUACCAGACAUCUAUUGAAGAGAGUGUUGUAGUCAUCUAUGAUACCAAGAAAUCUGCCAGGGGAUUCCUCACUCUAAAGGCUUAUCGCUUGACUCCUCAGGCCAUAGCUAUGUACAAGGAGAACGACUAUACACCAGAAGCUCUCCGUAAUCUCAAGAUUGGAUACGAGAGUUUGUUUGUAGAGGUGCCCAUCGUGAUUCGUAAUUCACCUCUCACUAACAUCAUGAUGUCGGAGAUAUCCGAGAUGAUCCCUGAGGAGGAGGGAUCUAAGUUCCUGGAUCUUGGUACUGCAUCUGUGCUUGAAGGUCAACUAAGGAGCCUAAUGGAACGCGUGGACGAGUUGAACCAGGAAGCUAUUAAGUUCAACCGCUACCAACAAUUGGUGGUCCGUCAACAACAAGACAAGCACAGAUGGUUGCUAAAGAGGGCACAAGAGAACGCAGCCAGGGCAGUAAAGGAUGAGCCUCCUCUACCCGAUGAAGAUGUCAAUAAACUCUUCAAACCUCAUCCAGUACCGCCCAGGCUUAACCCGAUGAUUGUAGCCGGCCAGAUAAACACAUACAGCCAGCAUAUAAGCCAGUUCUGCUCGCAGAGUCUUGCUAAGUUAUAUCUGACCCAAGCGUUACAGAAUGCUAAAGAUGGGAAGCAGAACAACUAAGGUUAUAUAAGGUCAGCGCAAACCAGGCGAAAAGCUGCUUGAGCACUACUCCCAUGGAGAAUUAAGUGACUGGGGUUUAUUUUUUUUUGUAUUCAAAUUGUAAUACACUCAAGUUGACAGUUAUUGUAUCACCUGUCAAAAUUUACGUCACAAAAUGAAUAAUUGUAGUGUUUACAAUAAUUUAAAUUUACAAAUCAGCCCUUAGUUGUAAAUAGAAAUUGUAUCUUGCAUUUACAACUCUUAUGUGUAAAAGAAUAAGGAUGUUCUUUAGUUAUCCAACUGUUUUUCCGCCCGGUCUGCGAUGACCAGCUGUAUUUUUAAUAAAUUGUGGACUGUA